AUGCACAGGAGAUAUGGCCCAAUUGUGCGCAUCAAUCCCCGAGAAAUCCACAUUGACUCGCCAGAAUUCUACGACACAAUCUAUACUCGUAACGAGAAGCGUGAGAUUUGGGACGAAAGCCGUGUUGGAUUUGGGACAGAUGUGUCCACCGUCGUUACAGUCGACCACGAUCUUCAUCGCAAACGAAGGAGCGCCAUGAUCCCCAUGUUUGCUCAGCAGCGCAUAUACACUCUUCAACAUGUCAUCCAAGAACGUGUCGAUAUGCUGAUGUCUCGUAUUCAUCAGGCUGGUGAGCAAGGAGAGACUUUGAAUAUGAAGCUCGGAUAUGCAGCAUUUACAGCCGAAACAGAUGUCGCGAUGAAAUACUUUUUCGGCAAGCAUCAGAAUAAAGUAGAGAGCCCUGAUUUUGAUUUCAAUUUUCACAACGCAAUCGAAGCAGGUUUUCACAAGAUGGCUUUUCAUUUUCAUCUACCUUGGAUCAUGAAAACGGCCAGAGUAGUCGCCCACUACACACCAGCGCGAGUCCUCCGCAUAUUCAUGAACGGUGGCGGUAUGGCCAGCUUUAUUGCGGCCCAAAGACAAAUCCACAUACAGACAAAAGAGGCAUUACAAACACCUCUGGAUGAAAAGAAAGAUGGUAUCCAAAAGAAUCUGUUUGAGCAAAUCCUCGCCAGUCGUCUACCGCCAUCGGAAAAGUCCUUUGAGCGGCUUGCUCAGGAAGGUGGCCUCAUGGUUUCAGCAGCCACUGUCAGCACGGCAUGGGCUUUAACCUCAGCGACAUUCCUGUUACUUACACACCCGACAACACUGAGGAAGUUGAAAGACGAGCUUCGAUCCGCAUCCGUUAAUCAUACCGCUAGCGACGAGUCUUACGAUCUCGCGGCUUUAGAAAAACUCCCUUAUAUUCAGGCAGUCAUUCAAGAAUCAAUCAGAAUUGGAGUCGGCCCGUCAAGAAGAUCUCCUCGAAUCUCACCGGAAUCAGACAUUAUUUACACUGAUUCCAAUACGGGCAAGGUGUGGACCAUCCCUCCCAGAACCCCAGUCACUAUGUCGCAGCCACUCUUGAUGCGACAUGAAAAGACGUUCCCGGACCCUUACGCUUUUAGGCCUGAGCGCUGGAUGGAGACACCAGGAUUGGAUAAGUAUCAAGUAGCCUUUAGCAAAGGAUCUCGAGCUUGUCCAGGUAUCACAUUAGCGACGGCAGAAAUGAAGAUGAUGCUCGCUGCCAUCUUUAGCCGUUACGGAUCCAGUGAGGUGUCUGACAAACUCGACACCGGUGUACUGAUACUAGAAGAUACGGAUCGAACUGAUAUUGAGUGUGUCGGCGAUGGAGGCAUCGCAUACGUGAAAGAGGGUAGCGAGGGGGUGAAGAUCAAGGUCAUUCCAAAACCUUGA
Molecule: messenger RNA, 1395 nt
Organism: Penicillium angulare
Lineage: Eukaryota; Fungi; Ascomycota; Eurotiomycetes; Eurotiales; Aspergillaceae
Product: cytochrome P450
Exons: 2
Coding region: 1-1395 (464 amino acids)
Molecular function (GO): heme binding; iron ion binding; monooxygenase activity
Source: RefSeq, a predicted model, not a curated record